GAUAUUCGAUUAUUUGAAUUAAUCGAACGAUUAACCGACGUCUCUAUCUGCGAUUAGUUGACAUUCAACAUCUGUUGAUAUUCGUUAUUUUUGUUGAAUGUUACUCUAUUACCUAUAAAGAAUUUAAAAAUAUAGUGAAGAUCACAAUGGCAGCAAAGGGAGCGCACAUCACAAGCAAUAUAGAAGCACGUCCAUCAAUAUUCGAGGUUGUAGCAGCUGAUUAUCUGAAUGCAACAUUUUAUCCAGCGCUCCAAAAAGUAGCAAAUUUCUUGGAUACAAUAAAGCCAAACUUCUUCGAAUGUCUCUCGAGUAACUAUGACGAAAUUUAUUUACUGUUCAAUUACAUUGUCCAGAGUUAUUACGUCCGCAACAAAGGCGGUUCUCUAUCUGAGGUUUUUUAUGGACUCACUCGCGUUUCUCCAAAGACGAAUAAACUCACAAGGAAUCAAGAACGAUGGACAAUAGGAUCGCUCGUUUUAACUCCCUACGCGUAUCAAAAAAUCGAUAAAAAAAUACAUAAAUGGAAAGAAGAUUAUGAGCAGGGGAGAACAAUAUCAAAGUAUAAGCAACAGAUUGUCCGGAUUGUACCAUAUUUGAAGGCAUGUUUAGAAAGCAUGAAACUAUUGCAAUACAUUGCUUAUCUCACUGGAUUCAGCUCUACGCACUCACCUAUUCUACGGAUUUUGAACCUUUCGUUAACAUAUUCGACGGAAGAAAAAUCUUUGACGUUUAAGGAUAUUCUAUCUGGUCAAAUUACGCCGGCCAGCGUACUCAGUACGGCUUUAUUAAGAUCUUUGGAAUUAUCCGCGUUCUUUCUGCAAUUCAUCGAAUGGUGGCACAAUGAGGCCAAUAUGGGAGAUUUGUCGAAACUCCCAGUGCCUGACAGACCGUCGAUUGAUGCUACGAAUGAUAAAUAUAACGGCAAAUGUCCAUUGUGCCUUCAGCGCUGGCAAAUACCAACAGCAGUAUCCGUUUCGGGAUAUGUGUAUUGCUAUCGAUGCAUUGUAGCAUACUUACAAAACAAGAGCCAAUGUCCUGUGACUAAAUACCCAACGACUAUCAACGAUUUGGUGAGGAUCUUCGAUGAAACUGAUUAGCCUAAAAUGCUACCAAUGUAUGCAGAUUGGUAUCAUAAAUGUUAUAUGGGAGAAUGUGAUAUUUUACAUACGAACUUGUUAAGCCAGACUAAUAAAUUAAUUAUUCCAUU
This is a messenger RNA of Toxorhynchites rutilus septentrionalis, 1207 nucleotides long. RefSeq names its product peroxisome assembly protein 12-A (gene Pex12). Gene Ontology annotation, molecular function: ubiquitin-protein transferase activity; zinc ion binding; protein binding. Gene Ontology annotation, cellular component: peroxisomal importomer complex; peroxisomal membrane. Gene Ontology annotation, biological process: protein monoubiquitination; protein import into peroxisome matrix. Lineage: Eukaryota; Metazoa; Arthropoda; Insecta; Diptera; Culicidae. The record is from RefSeq and is a predicted model, not a curated record. Bases 147 to 1097 code for a protein of 316 amino acids. The transcript is spliced from 4 exons.